AUAUAUAUAUCAUAUUACAGAUAUAUAUAUAAAAUCAGAACUGACCGCUAAAGUGAUGGGUUAAAAAUGAAGCUUUUUAAACUAAUUGUACAUCAAAAAAAUUUUAGUGGUGAAGAUUUAAUAAUUAAUCCCAAAGAUUAUCCAGGCAUAAAAACUGGAGAUGUCGUUGAAAUUUAUCAUCCUGAAGAUGAGUUCAGCCGCUUACUCUUACAGGUUACAUCUUUCAAAGAAGAUCUUCAGGGACGAGAAACAAUUAGUGUCGAAAAUAAUGUAGCGACGAUGUUUCAAUUAAGAACUUUUGCUGAUGUUUAUAUGAAUAUAGUAAAUCCAGAAGAUGUAGCACUGGAUUCGGUUGAAUUAACAUUUAAAGAUCAAUAUAUGGGACGUAGUGAAAUGUGGAGAUUAAAAAAUAGCUUGGUGAAUACUUGCGUUUAUAUGAAUAAGAAGAUAGAAUUUUGUGGAGGUAGCAUUCGAUGUCAAGUAUAUGAAAUGUGGUCUCAAGGUGAUAGAGUUGCUUGUGGUGUUAUUACUGAUGACACUAAGGUAGUCUUUCGUUCUUCAACAAGUAUGGUUUAUCUUUUUAUUCAAAUGAGCUCAGAAAUGUGGGAUUUUGAUAUUCAUGGUGAUCUUUAUUUCGAAAAAGCAGUAAAUGGAUUUUUAGCAGACUUGUUUCAAAAAUGGAAGAAGAAUGGUAGUAAUCAUGAAGUAACAAUAGUUUUGUUUUCAAGAACAUUUUAUAAUGCCACGAGUUUAGAAGAAUUUCCAAAUCAUAUGAGAGAGUGUUUACAACAUGAUUAUAGAGGUCGAUUUUAUGAAGAUUUUUAUAGAGUAGCAGUACAGAAUGAAAGAUAUGAAGAUUGGAGUAAUGUAUUGGUACAAUUACGUAAAUUGUUUACUGAUUAUCAAAAGUUUGUAUUGGAAUAUCACCAAAGACCAGAUGUUAGUAUGCCAAAAGCAAUAAAUUCUACAGCAGCACAAGGAAAUUUUUUAGAAGUUUUGAACAUGUCAUUAAAUGUUUUUGAAAAACAUUAUCUUGACCGUAGUUUUGAUAGAACAGGUCAAUUAUCAGUCGUAAUAACUCCUGGAGUAGGUGUAUUUGAAGUUGAUAGAGAAUUGACAAAUGUUACUAAACAAAGGGUUAUUGAUAAUGGAGUAAACAGUGAUUUAGUUUGUGUUGGAGAACAACCAUUGCAUGCAGUUCCUUUAUUAAAGUUUCAUAAUAAAGAUACAUCUAUAAAUGCACCAGAUGACUACAGUAUGCCUCAUUGGAUUAAUCUUAGUUUUUAUUCAACAAAUAAAAAAAUACCUUAUUCUACCUUUAUACCACGCAUAAAAUUGCCUCAAAAGGUGUCAAAACAUUCUAUGGACAAUGGUAGAUUAAAUUGUAAAACUAAGCUUUUACAAGAAGACCCUAGGGAAUGCUUGCAUAAUUCUUUAUUUGAUUAUGAUGCUUAUGAUGCUCAAGUUUUUCAAUUGCCACAUGUUCAUACUUCAAGUAGUUUGCAAAGAGUUACUACAAGAACUAAAAAAACAAGUGUGGCAUGCAUUGAGACUCAUAAUAAUGCUCACAUAUUAAAGCUUUUAAAACGUAAAAUGUCAGAUCCUGAUAUUCAUCAUCCAUCACCUGAAACACAUGCAUUAAUACCAGCAGCCGCAAGAAGUGCUGCAAUCUCUAUACCUCAUCGGACAGAAAGUGUUGAAAAUAACGAUUCUAAUGAGGAAACAAAUGUAUCAAGAACAUCUAUCAAAAGUGAUAUAACCGAUUCUGAAAUAUCACCACCAUUCAGACCAGUUGUUGGAAGUGCUGGUAGUCCAACUAAUUCAAUUUCCCAACCUGCAAAUAUAGUUAGACCUAGCAGAGCACUUAUUAAUCCUUUUGAUCCCUCACAUGUUACUAUAAAAUUGACCAGUAAUAGGCGCAGAUGGAGCCAUAUUUUUCCUAAAGGUCCAACGGGUGUUUUGAUACAACAACAUCACUAUCAAGCUGUUCCCGCACAGUCACAUCCUGAACCCCAGAGUGAUACUACUUCAACGUUGAGUGGAUCUCCUAUGGAGCAAAUUACAACUACCAGCAAUCCACAUCAUAUAUCAAGAUCAGCUUCUCAAAUUGGAUUUCAAGAUCAUACAAAAGGGAAGUUUCAGCGCAUAAAUUUGAUAGGUGGAGAUAGAGUAUCAAAUACUAAUUCAUCUGGAACUAAUAAGAGUUUAACUCUUUUAUGGGGUGCCACUGGUGAACAGGAGUGGACACCAGCACUUACAACAGCAAUCAUAGGUGUUGAUUGGAAGUCAUUAACAAUUCCAGCUUGUUUGCCUAUUACUACAGAUUAUUUCCCAGAUAAAAGGAGUUUACAAAAUGAUUAUGUAGUUUCGGAUUAUAAUCUGUUACCAGAUGAUGUAAAUGCGGAUUUUGCACAACAACGAGCGGUUUAUAAAAAACCUUUAACAACUGCAGAAGUCUUUAAAGAGCUCGUUUCACAGAGAUUGGCUCAAGGUUUUCAGCUAAUUUUAUUACCACCUAUCAAUAAAAAUCAAAAUAAUACGUCUGGUAGUGGUACAGCUGCACCCAUAAGUUCUGUAAUGCGAGGAAGACAAGCAGAAUCUGAACCAAAAGAAGAAUACUUGCUUAGCAUUGGUCGAAUUUUUCAUAAAAUAUCACUUUAUGGUAACUCUAUAACAGUUACAAGAUACAGACCAAGGCACCCUUAUCCACCAUUUAAUAUCCAUUAUCGAUAUAGAUUUCAUGCUCCUCAUCAUGAUACAUAUGAAGUAUCAUGGGUAUCUUUUACAACAGAGAAACUUGAAAAUUAUAAUUGGAACUAUUUAGAUCAUUAUAUAUGCACAAGAGGACAUACUGAUUUUGCUUUAGUAGAGACUCUUAAAUAUUGGAGGUUCAGAGUAUUCUUGCUGCCAAUGAACAAUUUUGCAACUCGAAAAAUUUUGGAAGGUUCAUCAAAAUGCGAUAUAUAUACACCAGCUUCUGCAGCUGAGCAAGCUUCUCUUAUGGAUGGAUUUUUACGUUUUAUAGAAGGAUGGUUGAAUAAAAUACGACGUCCGCAUCCUAAUAAAAAUUGGCAUGCUAUGUUUCAGACCCCCACAGUUCUAAGUGGUGUUCCUCCAAGAGACCCUGCCUCUCAUUUGACCAGACGCAGGCACAGCACGAGCCUAAUAUUCCUCACUAACCAGACCAGUCUAGUCAGCAGCUCUCCCUUUAGAGAACGACUUGGAAGCAACCGUCUACCAGAGAAACCACGACCAAGAUCUGGUUCAAAAGUAAUGGAUAGAGGAAGAGUUUCCCCUGCAAGUGAAGCAGUUCUUCCUCUUGCUUUGGAGCAACAACAACAAGAUCACUUUGAAACUAAUGAGGAUAGUGCUAACAUGGAAUUAACAAAGUUGAAAAGUAAUGCUACAAAUGCAGAAAUUUUAGAAGCUAUGAAACAUCCACAAACUGGAGUAGGAUUUCUUACACAACAUCCAUCUUUACCAAGUCAAACUUUUGUUAGUGCUGAUGCAGUUCAAUGGUUAAGUAAUAAUACAGAGGGUGGUGUUACUGUAGAAAGUGCCAUCAAUACUAUAAAAGGAAUGAUUCAAGAAACGCUUAUUUGUCAUGCAUCUGGAGAUUUUUCUAAACCUUUUAUAUUAGGAUUUUAUUUGUAUCAUAUAGUUCAAGAUAAGGAAAACCAAAAAGCUGCUGAUUAUUCGCCACCUUUGGGUGAUCUUCAAAGUUUUGAAAAUGAGUGGGUGGAAGUUGAAAUGAAAGCUCCCAAAGGUUGGUGUGAACCAACUACUACAACUACUGCUACAACUACUACUACUACUACUACUGCUACUAUUACUACUACUACUACUACUACUACUACUGCUACUGCUACUACUACUAUUACUACUACUACUACUACUACUACUACUACUACUACUACUACUACUGCUGGUACUGCUGCUGUUGCUGCUGCUGCUGCUGCUGCUGCUGCUGCUGCUGCUGCUACUGCUGCUACUACUGCUACUAAUUUACCAACAGUAUCAUCUCCUAUAUCUAUACCCAAUUAUGAUACUGUUGAUGAAUCGAAUGUACCACUAUUUUUAAGGGAUGAUCUAGAUUUAACAAAUUUCUUGGAGGAAAAAGAAUUGAACGUACCACCAUAUAAACACACACAUCUAGAUAUUGAUAUCAAUAACAAAAGUGAUAGAAUAGAGUGGGGGCAUCUUAGGUAUCAAUCUGUAUAUAUGAUCGAUCAUUCUUAUGAACUUGUAGUGCAAUGGGUAGCUUCGUCUGGUAGCAUUGUAGCUGACCUUAUAUUCAUCUGGCAACGCAAGGCUCAAAUGUGCGGAAUUCAAAUGGUACCAAUUCCAAGUGAUUUGUUAGCUUUACCAUUUACUUUAAAGAGUGAUCCUUUAAGAGGUCCUAUUUUUAUACCACUCGAUACAGAAUGUCUUAUGGGAAAUAAAAAAUUUCUAUUUGAAGAAUUUCGUGAAGAUACAUAUGCUCAGAGAUUAUUCUUAUUUCAAGAGGCCAUAUUACGAAGAUUUGGUUUCAUACCAUGUUUGAUUGAAAGUUCUGAAAAUGAUCAUCAAUACGUUCAUGUAACCGGAAAUGCUUUUAUACUUGUUCCAUCUACAAAAACUACCAGACCACGUCAACGUACCGGCACUAAUAUAGUAAGACGAAAUACGGGACAAAAAAGAUAUCCAGUACAUCCGGAGCAACCAAGUCCACAUGAAGCAUAUAUUACACGUCAUGUUAGUGGGAAAAGUAAAGAUGAUUAUAAUGUAGAUAGACGAAUGGGAUUUCUUUGGUCAUGGAAUCAUAUGAUUAGCCGAAAGUGGAAAUCAUUAUCCACUUCAGCUGGCGAUGAAUUGUUUCAAAAGAAAAUUAUUCAAGAUUUUAAACACUUUUGUUCAAAUGGAGAUAAUAGGUUGAAGCAAUUUUGGGAUUCUUGUUGGGAGUUGAAAGAAAAAAGUUGUACAUAUUUAAAGUAGUAAGAGGCAUAGAAUUAAGUUUUAUUAAAAAUGUAAAAAAUGAAUUUGUGGAUAUAUCAUUCAAGAGCUUUAAUAAUAAUUAAUAUCCGUUGAUUAUUUUUACUAUGAUCACGUGACUAGAUCUCCCGUACUAUUUCGAUUAUUGGUAAAUAAAUAAUAAAUAAUGAAUUUUAGCUGUGAUCUAACUAUUAAGUCUUAAAAAUGAGAUAUAACGAUGAAAUAAUAAAACAAAUAGUGUUAACUUAAUUUUUAAAAAAAUAAUUUUUAUAAAACACUUUUUUUUAUAUUUUGUGGCAAGAAUAUUGUCUUAAUACAAUUAUCAAUUCUAUUUCUUACUUUUGUUAUAAUAAUAGAUAUUUAUAUACGUAUAUUGUUAAGUGAAAUAAACAUGUGUUAAAUCAUAGAGAAAUUAUUUACUUAUUACAAUAUCGUUUUAUAUUUAUACCACAAAAGUAUAAACAUAAAAUAUAUGUCAUACUUUUCAUGCUAUAAAUACUAAACGAGUUAUAAUUCUUAAGAAUACUAGAUGUUAUAAUUCUUUUUUUUACAGAUUACUUAUACUUUAACAUUAAGUACGUUGUCGAUAUAAACAGGAUAUUAAAAGAAAAAUAAAAAAAAAAAAAAAAAAAAAAAAAAAAAAAAAAAAAUAAAAAGAAAAAAAGAAACGAAGUAUUAUAUCGCUAACAUUAUAUAUAUAUAUAUAUUAUUAUAUAGUUAUAAGGCACUUUUUAUAGUAAAUAUGAGAAGUUUGUGCAAGUUUUCGAUAGAAAAAUUAACAUUUAUAUAAUCAUAUUAAAGUAAGAGCCUAAACAAUCGCUGAUUGUUAUGAGUCAUUAAGUGCAACUUUGAGUUUCACUUAAUUCUAUAGGGCAAUUGCAAAUAUAAUGUAUAAUUUAAAUAAGCUCAAUAGUGUUUAGCAUUAAUUCUAUACACGUCAUAACAUAAUAACAUUACUUAAUAACCUAUUCUAGAAGGUGGAGUUGCAAAGUAUUUUUUGUUUUUCUUCAUAAAUGUACGACUGAAAAAAGGUAAAACAAAAAUGAGAAAGAAUACAUAUAGCUAUAAGAAGGAAAACAUAGGUAAUUAAAAGGUUUUAAACUGACCUGGAAGUAAGAGGUGUAUGGAAAAAUCCACGAGAUGUGGUACGUUUCAAAAGUGAUUCUGUAGAUGGAGUAUGUCUUAAUUCUCCUGUUUUAGGGGUACCAAUAUCGUUUAAAUUUUCAGGAUUAACAAAGUUUGCCCAAUAAUCAGAAGGAAUUUUUAACAAGCUCUCCACAAUCUGAAAAAUAUAAUACAAAUAUGUAAAAAAUGUUAUCCUUUUGAUUAAUACAAUAUAAACAUUAUAUAUAUACAUACUGCAACUUGAUUUUUUGUUUCACUAAGCAUAGAAGUAGGAGAUGGUUCUUGAGAGCUAAAACCAACUAAUGUUGGUCCGAACACUUUAGCAAGAUUACUUAUUGGCAUUUUACAUUCAGCACUACUAGAUACACGUUGUAAAUGUAAUAUAAGGAAAGCAAGAGUAUCUCGAUUAGGUUGUGGAAGUUCUGAGAUUGCUUGAUAAAGUGCUGCAUCUGCAUCUUCUUUAUCUGAAAUAGUAGUAGCGCGAACAAAAUCUGCCCAAAGUGCUACAGUAAUUAAAGGUUCCCGCAAAGAUCUAUAAUAAAAAAUAUAAAUCGUUAUUCAUUAAUCAUUAAAAAUUACUUUAUAUUGCAUUAAAAAAAAGAAAAAAAAAAAAAAAGAAGGAAUUCACCUAAGAAAAUCUUUUAGUGUAGAGCAGAUUGUAGGUAUAUCAAUGUCAGAAAGAUUAGGAGCACCUUUUCCUCUGAGGAACUUAUCUUUCAAACAUUUAACAUCUGUUGAUGCACCAUUUACUCUGUAUAAUCCUUGUUCACUCAUACCUCUUAAUUCUACCUCAUUAAUACAAUGAACUAUUAGCGAAGGUACCAUUGGAGGUAUCAUAGGGGCAUAAUCUGCUAUAGUACCCUAAAAAUAAUAAGAGAAAAUUUUGUUUAAAAUUUAAUUAUUAAGGUAUUUCAUUUUUUAUUAAUCUUAUACUUACUGAAGUACCACGGAAAGUAGGUGUAUUUCCUGUUGGAACACAAGGAAGUGGUACUAAAUCUUUACAUUCUGUAUGUGCUGUAGCUUUACAAUCUCUGCAUUUUACAGCUACUUUACCAAAUCUAAUCCUAUUUAUAGAAAUGAAUAGAUUUAUAAUUUUAUAUCAUUAUCCAUUAUAAUCUUAUUAAUUAUAUGUUCAAAAUUUAAAUGCAAAAUAUCUAACCGUUUACCACAAGGUGUACACAUUUCAGGUUUAAUAACUGUUUUUGCUGUGAAACUAUGACCUCUAGAAUUUUUAAUAUUUAAAGUAUAUCCACCAAUAUUUGGACUCGGUUUAAAAGCACUUUCUGAAUCAGAACCUGAUGUAAGAGUUUCUGCUUUUGGUGCUGAAGGCUUAAAAAAAAAAAAAAAAAGAAAAGAAAAACAAUAAUAAAAAGGAACUAGUACUAAUUAAUACUAAUAUUUAAAUGAAAUAAAAAAAAUAUUAAUGUACCGUAGUAUCAACAGCUAUUUCAUUGAGAUCUAUUUGUGCCAAUUUAGUUCUACUAUGAUCUGAACUUUUGCGUUUUUUGCGUGCACUAUGUGGAGGUCCUUGAGGAUUGGUAUUUUCAUUCAUUGGUACAGCUUCGAUGACUGAAGAUGCAGUGAUUGCACCUUCUUUUGGCACUGUGACAGUAGUAGUAGCUAUUAUUUUAUCAGAAGUAUUUAAUUCUGCUACUUUCUGCAAUGUACUACGGCGUUUCUUUGGAGAGUAUUCUCCGCUUGGUCUAUGUUCUUUCCAUUCUCUCUUCUUCUGAUUUUGUUGUAUAAUAACGCUUGUAUCUAAAUCAUCCUCUGAUUUUGAAAAACAACUGAAGUCGCUUAAUAUAGAACCGGUAGAAUCUAAUUCUGCUAUUGUAUUGAGCCUAAAAGUAAAGAGAAAAAUAUAGUUCUUUGUAAUCCUUUUAUAUUCUUUGUUUAAAGAAAUAAUCAUACUUGUCAUUAUAGUGUAAAUCUUUUAUGUGUACAUUGCUAUUUCUUGGAUUUAUAGAAGUAUUGUUGAGAAAUUGUAACUUCUCUCUAGUUUCAUCAUUCAAGUUUCUUCCUCCAUCAUUAAACAGAAGAUCUCUAACUAAAGCUAUCUGUCGCUCCUGUUAAAUAUUAUACAUAUAAAAAGUUGUUUUAUUUUUAUAUUUAUCAUAAAGAAAGAUUAUAAUACCAAAGAGUUUUUUUCUUCUUCAGCAGCUCGUCGCAUUUGUUUCUCUUCAUUCAAUAAACGUCUAGCAUGACUUAGUUUUCUAUCAAGACGAGUUGCUUCAUGAUGGGAUUUUUCUAAAGCGACAUGGAGUCGUUGACAUUCUUGCACAGAUGCCAACCAUUUCUGUCGCAUUUCUUCUUGAUUUAUAGCAAACUGAAGAAACUCUAUACAAAAAGAAAUUGUAUUAAAAGUAAAAUUAUAAAUAUGAAUAUAGGGCAAUAUUUUAACCUGUAGUAUUAACCUUCUUCGCAGGAUCCAUUUAUGAGGACGUUUGAACAUCGUACUACUUCAUCAAGGCUUGCUAAUACUGACAACGAUGCAGUCAUUUUUUGAACAAAAAGAAUUUACUUGAAAACUUGGAAAUUGAAGAAUAAACGAUCUAAUAACGUUUCUUCCGUAUUCAAAUAUUAAUCAACUUCUAUAUAACCAUGUGUGCGAACACAUAUACUUGAGAUUACAUAUUUAUAUUAUCUUCGAUAUAAAUCAAUAAAUCACCGUAUUCCUUGUAAUUACAAUCGAUGAAAGAUUUUGCGUCUAACUUUAUGAAACUUCUGUACUGAGAAUUAUCCGUUAAUAUUGUAAACAGCGUUACAACAGAUUCUAUCAAUAAUGAUUUGAAUGUAACCAAUAGGAAUAAAGUUUAACUCUUACUUUUUCUAUAAAACGGUAGAGGACACCACAAACCACAGAGAAUAUAUCAGCAGAGGAGCUAAUUAUAUGAUAAACGUGAUUCAAUUGUUU
Vespa velutina is the source of this 9010-nucleotide messenger RNA. It is a transcript of the gene Iml1, whose product is annotated as GATOR complex protein Iml1. The coding region runs from base 67 to 4974 and encodes 1635 amino acids. The transcript has 24 exons. Gene Ontology annotation, cellular component: GATOR1 complex; lysosomal membrane. Lineage: Eukaryota; Metazoa; Arthropoda; Insecta; Hymenoptera; Vespidae. The record is from RefSeq and is a predicted model, not a curated record. Gene Ontology annotation, molecular function: GTPase activator activity. Gene Ontology annotation, biological process: cellular response to amino acid starvation; negative regulation of TORC1 signaling; positive regulation of autophagy.